ACAGAGCAGAGGUUGUGUGAACAUACAGCGAUAAUUUAACGAUAUAUUUAUAUUUUAGCUGCAUUAAAUCGAGCCAGCUGUUACACAUAAGAAACCCUCUAGCCUCAGCAUAAUGACCGACGAGACUAAACCCGGUUCUUUAGGUUUCUUCUCGAGCUACGACGAUUUGAGCGACAGCAGCGACUCCGACGAUGAGGCUCAAAGUCGGAAGAAGACGAGCCUGAAACCGGCAGCACAAGCUCCGGGAGGCGACGCACAGUCCUCCCGGUCCGGAGCUCCUCUACCGGGACCCGACGAGCUCUUCAACUCGGUGUCCAAACCGGCUUUUCUCUACAACCCGCUGAACAAGGAGAUAGACUGGGACAGCUUGGCGGUGAAAGCACCCGAAGAGCCUCCCAAGGUGUUUAAGCCAUGGAAGACAAAUGCUGUACCACCUCCUGAUAGCUACACCUCAGAGCCAGAGAAGAAGAAGGGACCCCCUCCUGGCAUGGACAUGGCUAUAAAGUGGUCCAAUGUGUAUGAGGACAACGGGGAAGAUGCUCCGCAGGCUUACACCGGCAACGCCCGUUUCCUUCCUUCAGAGGAGCAACCCUCUGAAUCAGAUGACGAUGAUGACAAGCUUGACUCUGCCAAGAGACGUCGUGUGGAGACCUUCCAGCAGAAGGAGAAGAGGAAGAGGGACAUGGGACAAGCCACCUCUGACAAAAAUUUUGUCGAGGAGGAGAAAAGGAUCCUCAGACAAAAUAUAGAGUGAGGCCUACAUCACCUCCAACAAGAAAUUGGGUUUCUAAUUUAAACAUUUAAUGUCAGCUAAGAACGUAUAAUGACAUUAACACAUCAGCCAGGUAGGUGGUGUGAUGCGAACAUCAAUGGACAUCAAUGGUGUAAUUCUGGUGUUUUACAAUCUGGGUUUUCAUAAUUUAAGCCUUCAUCCUUCUUGGUUUUUACUCACCAGCUGUCUCCCAGAGCAAAGAGAUGUGUGGACUUGAAAAUGUGCACAGGGCAUUACCAAACAAGUGAUCUGAUACUAUACCAUCGCCUUUUCUUUACUUCUAAAUAGUUUAAACGUCCCUGCAUAUCUGGGUUCUUGUAUAGAAGCUGGUGAACAAAUAUCAUAACCAUUAAGAAUGGAGGCGAAAACUACAAAGAAAUACAUUGCAGGGUUAUAAAAAACUGCUAUUUUGCUUUAAAUAAUGGUUCAGCAACCUACCCGUCCAGCCGUGACAUAUUAAACAUAAAGUGUAGUCAGUUGGCUUUUGCCUCUUGAAUAUUUUUAUUUAUUUAGCUGAAAUAACAGUGACAUCUGGCUGUGGCGGUAUGUGUUUGUGAUUAGUCUUGUGUUAUACUCAAUAUGUAUUCACCUCUGACGUUUGCCUGUGCUUGUUUUUUUGUGACUUUUUUUUUGGAAAAUGUGUUCAGAAUUACUGUAAAUCUGUUGAAAUUACUAUUUAAAAAGUUGCAUGAUCUCCCUGCUUAUUGGCACUAGAUGGCGCCCCUAAGCAAUACUAGAAUACACCCAUUUCAUGUUUUUAGGGAAGUCUGUUGAACUUCACAACCAAAUCACAACCUGAGCCUGUAUAUAUAUAUGUAGUGUUUUCUCAGGAAGGGAACAUUGAUCUUCAAUUUGGAAGUUUGUCUCAUCUCAGUUCUCUUGAGAUACUCGAUGCAUACAGACUGUUGAGUCUCAUGUGUCUGGUAUUACACAACACUUCACAUCUGUGCUGAAAAAUGUAAGAAUAUAAAGAACUUACUUUAUCAACUUUUACAAAAAGAUAUUUGGAACACUGUACUGUUUUAUGGACUCAAACAUUGAUUAGUAUGAACAGUUGUAUACGGAUGAUUUCAUAGUUUGUUCUCAAUGAGAUAUUAUUCCUCAUAAAACCACUUAUAUUUUACUGGAGAAAGUUGUGCUGUCAGUCAUUUGAAUUUAGA
This is a messenger RNA of Scomber scombrus (Atlantic mackerel), 1932 nucleotides long. RefSeq names its product chromosome 8 C1orf52 homolog (gene c8h1orf52). The transcript has 3 exons. Lineage: Eukaryota; Metazoa; Chordata; Actinopteri; Scombriformes; Scombridae. Bases 113 to 754 code for a protein of 213 amino acids. The record is from RefSeq and is a predicted model, not a curated record.